AUGUACCAGCCCUUAGAUAUCAUCCAAACUGGAUCAUUCAGCACGGUUUAUCGUGCCUACGAUACUCGCUCCGGAGAGUAUGUUGCGUUAAAAGUCGUCGCCAAGCCUGAAAGCCCAGAAAAGCUAGAUGCAAUCACAGCUUUAGUCAAAAACGAACUAAAGAUUUUGAAAAGACUAGGGAACAGACAUCCAAAUAUCUGCGCAUUGCUCGAUUUUUACCAAGAUGACUCAAAUUUUGUAUUUGUCCUCGAAUACUGUCACAACGGUGAUUUGUACGACUACAUGAAGCUGGUCAAAGAAUCAGCAGACUCACAAGAAUACACUGGUAAACCAGAUUCCUUGCCAAGCAUAUCUAGAUUGCAAUUUCACUCGUUGGUUUAUCAAUUGUGUUCAGCAUUGAGCUACUGCCACUCUUUAGGGAUUGCUCAUCGAGACUUCAAGCCUGAAAACGUCUUGGUGACGAACACGGGAAAGGUAAAACUCACAGACUUUGGGCUAUCGCAUAUGGGAGAGCAGGCCUCUGACCAUAGAAUCGGAACGGAAAAAUACUUGGCCCCAGAAACUUUUACCCACUCAGGCUCAUACAACACUUAUAGCGCAGAUUUUUGGUCGUUAGGUAUCUCUAUUCUAUACAUUAUGUUCGGUUCCUGUCCAUUUAGAUCGGCGGACAGAAAUUCGUCCAAAAAGAAUACCAACUUCCUUGCAUUCCAAGAUAACCCAGUUCAAUUUGUAAAGCAGUACUACUUACCAAAUUUACUCGAUGUUGACGUCGAGGCUGGUUGCGAUUCAUUCCCUCCGCUAUUUUCUAAAAGACAUUCUAUCAUUACGAGUCCAAAGUAUUGGCUUGAAGUAGUGCCAAACACAUCAAACUUGGAACAUAUACUUUUGAAUGUUUCUUGCCUGGUAAUAUCACAUCUCCUAUGCUCGCCAUCAAACCGCAGUAUGGAGUCAUUUUGGUACAGACUAGACAAUUUCAUCACUGUUUUGAAAAUGCAAACCGGCAGUGAAAUUUCAUCGGUACCUCCAUCAUUGACACAGAAUCAAGAGUACAUUGAAUUUACCGAUCCACCAUCUCCACAAUCAAUAAGCUCGGCGUCGUUCAGAAUGUCUAGUCUUGGAUCUAUGUCUAGACCAUUCGAGGAGUUUAUGCCUCGCAGCUUUUCGAGUGAAUCGUGGGAUUUUGAUUGGGAUGCAGGAAACAGUUGGUUAAACAAUGUCAAACCGGUAUCUUUGCAACAAAAUUCUACAAUGUAA
Messenger RNA from Kluyveromyces marxianus DMKU3-1042, 1254 nucleotides. RefSeq names its product protein kinase FMP48 (gene FMP48). The transcript has a single exon. Gene Ontology annotation, biological process: mitotic DNA damage checkpoint signaling; protein phosphorylation. The record is from RefSeq and is a predicted model, not a curated record. Gene Ontology annotation, cellular component: nucleus. Bases 1 to 1254 code for a protein of 417 amino acids. Gene Ontology annotation, molecular function: protein serine/threonine kinase activity; ATP binding. Lineage: Eukaryota; Fungi; Ascomycota; Saccharomycetes; Saccharomycetales; Saccharomycetaceae.